Molecule: messenger RNA, 1539 nt
Organism: Striga hermonthica
Lineage: Eukaryota; Viridiplantae; Streptophyta; Magnoliopsida; Lamiales; Orobanchaceae
Source: the annotation of a GenBank genome assembly
AUGAAUGUGCCCGGAACUCUUGUUUCUUUGUCUUCUGCUCCAACAGCUAUUAGAGCUGCAGCCAACACAUAUUGCCAGCUUCUUCUGUCCCAGAGUGACAAUAAUGUGAAGCUCAUAGUGCUUGACCGCCUAAACGAGAUUAAGUCCUCCCAUAGGGAUAUUAUGGUUGACAUGAUUAUGGACGUCCUGAGGGUAUUAUCUAGCCCAAAUCUUGACAUUCGUAGGAAAACACUUGAUAUUGUUCUGGAACUGAUUACUACCCGCAACGUUAAUGAGAUGGUUCUUACUUUGAAGAAGGAAGUCAUGAAAACUCAAAGUGGGGAGCUUGAGAAGAAUGGGGAGUAUCGUCAAAUGCUCAUCCAAGCCAUUCAUUCUUGUGCUAUAAAGUUCCCCGAAGUGGCAAGCACAGUGGUCCAUUUGUUGAUGGAUUUCUUGGGUGAUAACAAUGUAGCAUCUGCCCUGGACGUUAUCGUUUUUGUUCUUUGCAUAAGAUUGUUGUGUAACACCGGUGAUGCUGUGAGGAAGAUCUGGUUGAAGUCAUGCCGUGAGAGUUUUGUGAAAAUGCUUUCAGAUAAACAGCUACGUGAAACUGAAGAGAUUAAGGCCAAAGCUCAGAUUUCUGAUUCACAGCCUGAUGAUCUUAUUGAUUUCUACCAUUUGAAGAGCAGAAAGGGAAUGACCCAGCUGGAGCUGGAAGAUGAAGUUCAAGAUGAUCUGAAACGUGCUACUGGGGAAUUUGUUAAGGAUGUGGAUGAUGCCAAUAAGCUUAAUCGCAUCAUUCAACUCACAGGAUUUAGUGAUCCAGUCUAUGCUGAAGCUUAUGUAACAGUUCAUCACUAUGAUAUUGUCCUGGAUGUUACAAUUAUUAAUCGAACGAAAGAGACCCUUCAAAACUUGUGUUUGGAGUUGGCGACGAUGGGUGACCUUAAACUCGUUGAGUGUCCGCAGAACUAUACUUUAGCACCAGAGUCGAGCAAACAAAUAAAAUCAAACAUUAAGGUGUCCUCUACUGAGACUAGAGUCAUAUUUGGAAACAUUGUUUAUGAGACAUCAAAUGUGCUCGAGCGGACUGUUGUUGUUCUCAAUGAUAUCCAUAUUGAUAUCAUGGACUACAUUUCUCCUGCUGUUUGUACUGAUACGGCAUUUAGAACCAUGUGGGCAGAAUUUGAAUGGGAAAACAAGGUUGCUGUAAAUACCACAAUUACAAAUGAAAAAGAAUUUCUGGAUCAUAUUAUCAAAUCAACCAAUAUGAAAUGCUUGACUGCAUUAUCUGCUUUAGAAGGUGAAUGUGGAUUCUUGGCUGCAAACUUGUAUGCAAAGAGUGUAUUUGGGGAGGACGCUUUGGUAAAUAUAAGUGUGGAGAAACAGGGUGAUGGAACACUGAAUGGAUAUAUUAGGAUAAGGAGCAAAACUCAGGGAAUUGCUCUCAGCUUAGGUGUAUGUGGUGCCAUUAGAAGCCCUUAUUUGCAGGAGUUCAGUUUGGAGUUCAUAUAUUUUAAUUCUAGUAUAAGGAUGUUCGAAAUUUUUAUCUAUCAUUGA